AUGAGGUGGAUUAUACUCUUUUCUCUAUGCCUGGUCGUUGUGCUAGCUGCGCCAGCGAAUGACUUGUUUAGCCGUAUAACGCAGCAAGUGAUCGCUCUGGCCGUAAGUUUAAGAGUAUCUUAUAAACCAGCUUUUAAUCCAAAUAAAAUAAGAAAUGGAGCUUAUGGCUUGGGCAAUAUCAAACUCCAAUACGAGCCUCGGAGACCUGAAAGACGUUUAAAAGAUUUAAAAGAAACAACGCCGUCAUAUAUGAAUCCUUUAACCCCACCAGCAAACAAUGUCAGCUUACGAAACGAAGAAGCCGCCUCUUUUUUCUGCGUAUAUAGUCCGUAUAAGUCUUGGUCUCAAAAGGAGGAGGCGGAGUGCGUAAGGUCUUCCUCACGCCCCAGCCGCCGCAAUAGGCGACACUCUGGGUGUUGGGAUCGAGCUAUGAACUCUGGUCACUGUAAGCGCGAUUACCCGAUGACGCCAGGGCGCGAGGACGCCAGAGCGCGCACUAAUAAACCACUACAGACGAAGUCCUACAGGGCUGAUGUUCAGCCGAGGUUGCAGUGUGUGCAGGGCUAG
Messenger RNA from Spodoptera exigua (beet armyworm), 567 nucleotides. The record is from the annotation of a GenBank genome assembly. NCBI's taxonomy places the organism in Eukaryota, Metazoa, Arthropoda, Insecta, Lepidoptera, Noctuidae.